Lucilia cuprina (Australian sheep blowfly) is the source of this 2722-nucleotide messenger RNA. RefSeq lists its product as uncharacterized. Lineage: Eukaryota; Metazoa; Arthropoda; Insecta; Diptera; Calliphoridae. The record is from RefSeq and is a predicted model, not a curated record. The annotation marks the transcript as partial. The transcript has 7 exons.
CUUAAUCAUUCAAAAUCCUAUUUGCAGAUUUUCCUUAUUUACUUUUUUCUACUAAUACCAUGGCCUCAUACACAUGUUUUCAAACGUUUAUGCUCCAAAGAUAACAGUCGUUUAGUACGAAAAAUUGUACGAUCCAAAUGGACACCGAUAUUAGAUAAAUACCAGGUUAAACUUCCUCUCGAAUGUCCUUUACAUCCAUUUCGAGAUAUAUUUGCACCCCGACAAGAUGCCAAAAAACGUGAUAGACCCACACAGUGGACGUGUCGUCUGUGUGGUAAAAGUUUCUAUCAGGAGAAAUUUUUGGAUUUACAUUUUGAAACACGACAUAAAACUGUUAUAAAUGAGGCUCAAGAUGCUGUUUGUUUGGCAGAUUAUUGCGAUAUAAUGCGUUGUGAGGUUUUUCAAUCGGAAGAGUCAUCAUCUUUAAAAUUGGGCGAUCAGAGUAUUGUUACAGAUAUUGAAGUUUGGGGCGAUUCAUUUGGACAAAAUUCAGCACUGGCUAAGGCGAAUGUAGCGUAUUUAAGUUUAUUACCCAUUAGAACUUCCUCAACUGGUGCAGCAACACGUGCAGCCAAAGUACAAAAUCGUCAAUUGUGUCAGGAUAAAAUUGGCCAAACUAAAUGUCAACAGACUGAUUCACACCAAAAUUCUAAUGAAAAUUUUUACAACAACAAUAAUGGUGCCUCGCGUUCAAAAUUUUCCCAAGCACCACAGUCUUCAGCCGAAAGUCUUACAUCUUCGGCAGCAGCACCGCAUAUACACAUACACAGCAGCAGCUCAUCCUCAUCUUCGUCGUCGUCGUCAUCGUCAUCAUCUUCUGCUGCGGCUUCUUCUCAUGCCCACAAACACUCUACUGCAUCUGCUGCAAAAAUAACAACGAAAUCAGUUAAAACUGCAAAAGAUUCAUCAUCAGAAGAUUCUAAGGCUAGAGCUGGUCAAAAGUCAGAAGAUAAUAAUGAUGAUGAGGAGGACGAAGACGGUAAUAGUGCAAAACGAAAUGCCAAUACAUCGGACGAGGACAGUAAUAAAACUUCGAGUGCCCAAUUAACAAAUAUGCAAAAAAUACGAGCCAAUUGUAAGGCCGAAGAAUUGAGUAAACUUAAAGCCAAAUGUGAGUAUUUGGUAAGAAGUUGUAUAGGCGGCCUUAUACUCUCAAUGACUGAUCAACAGUUUAAGGAUAUGGAGGAGGAAAUGAAUAAAGCUGUUUGCUGGUAUCUAACCUGUGAACGUUAUUGGGAAGAUGGUCCUUUGGAACCACGUGCCUUUCCUUGGGGUUUAAUAUUAAUUUUAAUUUUUGUUUUAUCUACCGGCAUUUGUUUUUGUUAUUAUAUCAUUUGGAUAUUAUUUGACUCCGAAGAGACGACAAUCAAUGCCACAACCAAUCAUCAGCAUAUGUAUAUACCCACCCACCAGCACUAUCAUCCACAACAUUUGCAGCAACAUCAGCAGCAGCAUCAGCUGCAGCAACAGCUUCAUCAUCAACAGCAGCAGCAACAACAAACUAUACACCCAGAUCAUUAUCAUUUUCAAGAUUACCCUACCACCGGCAUACAUCAUGGUAUGACCAACGUCGAGCCUCAGACCAACACCUCAUAUUAUUACCAACAGCAGCAGCAUCAGCAUCAGCAACAGGCUCAAGCACAGCAACAAGCCGAAUUACAUCAUCACCAGCAAGCAAUGCAACACGAUAUAUACCCAGAACCAGUGCAAUACGAUUAUCGUCACAGUCCAAGACGUUACAUAGGAGAUCAGCGUCUGCCGGGUACGCCCACGAUUACGAUGAGCGGUGGCGCUGCCAUCGGAGGCGGACAGACUCCACUGCAUCGUCAGCAGACGAAUCUGGCAUACCAACAGGACAUUUUAGACCGACGAGACUAUAUAAGUAGACCCAUUGCCACAUCUGUGGUAACAGGUGUUGGUGGUACGCAUGGACCAAAUUCCGGUUCGACCGGAGCCCUCAGUCAUCAUUCGGCACAAAUGGAUUGUGAUAACACACUGCCGGCCACCCAUUUGGGCACAGCCAGCGGCGGUGGUGGGGGUGUGAAACAUUAUAAUACCAUACCAAGACCUCUCGAGCCGCGUCAACGUUAUGUUAGCGGUUCACAGCAAUCGUUGCGCGCCUCCUCGUCAUCUCAUGAAAUCAUUCAAAAUGAAGUUGGGCACAAUGAACAUUAUAUUUAUGUAACUUAUCCGCCGGAUUUAAAAAAACGCUUUUUCGAAAAAUAUGAAUGAAUCAGUGAAUCAAUUCUAUUAAUUUUUCCAUGAAACUCGUGUCUAUCUGAACAGAUGAUUACUAAAACUCUUUAAAAAAAUAAGCUUGAAAGUAGUUAAAGAAAUAAUAGAAUUUUUUCAUAUUUUAAACUUAAGUAUGAAUAUAAUACGAGUACUCGCAUUUUAGAGGUUGGAUUUUUAUUUGUUAAAUUUUUUUUAUAUCACAAUUAAAAAAUUAUUUUUGAAAAUUAACUUAUGUAAAGUUUAAUUUAUGAAAAACAUUUUUUUCUUUUUCUCUCAGCACUCGCAUUAUUUAAAUGAACAAAAUACCAAAGAUUAUCAUUAGCAAAAGAACAAUUUUAUUGAGUAAAAGAAUAAUAAUAGAAAUAAUUAUUAUGAAUAAAAUUAAAAAAAAAAAAACACUUAAUUAUAUGAAUAAGUUGUUAUCUACAGUCAUACUUAUAUAAAUUAUUUUGUCAAUUCUUUUUAUAAAUAAAUAAAAAAAAACAAA